This is a messenger RNA of Racocetra persica, 542 nucleotides long. The record is from the annotation of a GenBank genome assembly. Lineage: Eukaryota; Fungi; Glomeromycota; Glomeromycetes; Diversisporales; Gigasporaceae.
CUGAUGCGAGUACCCAACAUCAGCUACGAACUAACAGAGCCAAAGAAAGAUAUCUUUGCCAAAACCAGCAUAACGCUAUUACUCACCUUUCACGACAGACAAAUAAUCUACAACUACUUAAUUUUGCACAUAACUUCUCUGAAGUUUUAAAUACUAACAAGCAUCCUUUUUCACACCAUAUCGAUGUCGAAAGUAGCACUAAUUGUACAUAUUGUAAUGCCUUAAAACUGCCCACAGAAAGCCUUAGAAUAUAUUGCUUAAAUAGGAAGAUGGUGUUAGCUGAACCUAAUAUAUCACCACUUUUGAAUCAUCUUUUUUCCAUUCCUAAUUCUGGUCUUAAUCUUGAAAUUAUUCAAUCGCUAAAAAAUAUGCUUGACGAAAUAAAUCAUUAUGUUAUCAACUUCUAUUAUAUUUCAAUGCUAUCUACUGAAUCUAUUAAAAAUUUAGCAGUAAUUAUUCAAGCUAAUAUUCCUGAACUUGAUUUACAAACAUAUAAUACAUCGACUACUUCACAGGUAGCAGCAAUUUGGGUUGACGAUAAG